ACCCCCCUGUCUGUGUUGUUUUCCUCAGAGUUGGCCCAUGCGAGCAGCGUGUGGACUGAGUGCAGCUGUUUCGUUCAGAGCAGAGCCCAACAUGUGAGAAGAUGUCUGUUGGAGGUUGCGCUUGUCCCGGCUGUUCGUCAAAGUCAUUCAAGCUGUACUCUCCUAAGGAGCCCCCCAACGGCGGCAGCUUUCCCCCCUUCCACCCAGGCGCUAUGCUGGACAGAGAUGUGGGGCCUACACCCAUGUACCCCCCCUCAUACAUGGAGCCUGGAAUGGGGAGACCCACACCGUACGGGAACCAGACAGACUACAGGAUAUAUGAGCUGAACAAACGGCUACAGAAUUGGACAGAGGACUGUGACAAUCUCUGGUGGGAUGCCUUCACCACAGAAUUUUUUGAGGAUGACGCCAUGCUCACCAUCACUUUCUGUCUGGAAGAUGGACCCAAACGAUACACCAUCGGCAGGACGCUGAUUCCACGCUACUUUCGAAGUAUUUUCGAAGGGGGUGCAACUGAGCUGUUCUAUGUUUUGAAGCACCCAAAGGAGUCCUUCCACAGUAACUUUGUGUCGCUCGACUGUGACCAGUGCACCAUGGUGACACAGAACGGCAAACCUAUGUUCACACAGGUUUGUGUGGAGGGCCGUCUGUACCUAGAGUUCAUGUUUGAUGACAUGAUGAGGAUCAAGACGUGGCAUUUCAGCAUCAGACAACACAGAGAGGUCCUACCCAGGAGCAUUUUGGCUAUGCAUGAUCCCCAGAUGCUCGAUCAGCUGGCUAAAAAUAUCACCAGAUGUGGGCUGUCCAACUCCACGCUCAACUACCUCCGUCUAUGUGUGAUAUUGGAGCCCAUGCAAGAGUUGAUGUCCAGGCACAAGACCUACAGCUUGAGCCCCAGAGACUGCCUGAAGACCUGCCUCUUCCAAAAGUGGCAAAGAAUGGUAGCCCCUCCAGCUGAGCCAGCCAGACAAGCUCCAAACAAGCGGCGGAAAAGGAAGGUGUCCGGUGGAAGCACCGUGAGCUCCGGCGGAGGCAGCAACAACAACAGCAACAGCAAAAAGAAGAGUCCAGCCAACAGCUUUUCACUCUCCAGCCAGGUACCUGACCUGGUUGGAACAAAAACCUGUACAGUGCCGGAGCUUGAGGACCGGAGUUGAGAACCACUACGCUAAAUCUUACCCACAAACACACACUCACACUCACUUACUCACUCACACAUACACACAUACACACACACACACACACCCACCCACACCCACACACCCAUACCAGUGCACACACUAACACACACACUCACCUACACCUACACCAUAAAACAUUGAGGUACUGGAGAGAGGUGGUACGUCUGGACCAGAGCACCAGACGCUACAGAAGUGUGUUUUCAUUUUCUAUGUUUUAGACUUGUUUUGAGUUUUUUUUUAUUUUUGUAAACAAUUUCUAAAAAAUAAAACAGACAAGCAAGCAAACAAAAACACCCCAGAAUAUUCUUUGCACUGUUUUCCACUAUUAACUCCAAUCUAUUUUUCUUAUGAAUUGACGGUGUAUUUUUUCUUUUCUAUUAUUGCUAAUGUAAGAACUGUAAAACAAAUGAAACCUGCAGUAUAUUAAUGUAUAAGUAUUGCUGUUAGAUCAUUCUUAUUGUGAUGGUAAUAACUUUCAUGUAAGUCUAUGCUUGAUAUAAUGUCAUCCAUCUGUGUCAGACAUCACACUGUCAUCUGGUCCAUUGGCUUCAGUGCUAGAAAACAGGCUGUGGAGAACAAGGCUAGUGUUAUAAUAACUGUACUGGAAACCAGUUUACCCACUAAAUUUCCAUCAAACGCCUGGUUUGGAUCUGUUGUCUUGUCAUUGCAGAACUGUUUGCUUUGUCUCGAAAUCUCAAUCUGGGGGUCCUCUCUUCAGAGAACAUAAUAACAGAAAACUCAAAUUUGCUACUCAAAAUAUUUUAAAAACAAGUUUUGACAGGAUUGUAAAAUAAGAAAAAGAAGACUUUUGUAUUAACUUAAGUUUCCCAGAAAUGUUUUUAAUCACAAUUAAGAAAGCUGCAGACCAAGGAGCUACAUGUAAAGAUUCUUUAGAUAUUGAUUACACUGCGCUGUUUUAUGUUUUAUGAAGAAUCAUUUUGUUGGCUUUACUCCUCAUGUUUGUGUCUGUGCUUGUAUAUUUUUAGCUAGUAAUUUCUGUAAAAGUUAUUCUAUGUAUUCCCCCCUAGAACUAUGAGAAACUCAAUCUAAUGUAAAGAGAUGAAAAGCCUCUUAAAAGUUUUUUUUAAACGUGAUUUUUAAUGGUACAAUCACUGAUAAAAGAAUUUUGCCCUCAUUUUAGCAAACUGUAUUUAUUUUUCUAUGUACUGACAUUCUGUUUAGGUCCAACCCACCUGUACAUUACUCAUGAUAAUAUAUGGAGGAGUUUGUGGGGCUGCUGAGCCAGUUAAUGCUAAUAGAGGUCAUUCCAUUACUUUUGUUCUUUGACUUGCGGCUCCCAGGUCAUCCCGACCUGUUUAUUACAAUGGUUCAGUAUGUUCACAGUAAAGAGAUAUUUAAUAGCCAUUUUCUGCCGUUGUAGGUUUCUGGUCUAUCUGAAAACAUGUCAGAUGCACUGCAAACCAAUAAAUAACCACAUUUAGAGAAAACGUUAACUUCUAAGUUGUCCUUUUUAUUUAUUUAUUUAUUUUUUUCUGUGGAGUUGCUCAAUUUUAUGGUGAGUCAUCUUAUCAUGUGGAGCCUGGAGGUUUUCAGAUGCUGGAAAUUUGCCAUAGUGGCGCAAGCUUUACUGAUUUAAUAAAAAAAACAAAAAACAUUUAAUAAAAUUUACCUAAAUCUUAAAUCAUAUGAUUUUUAUGGUUUUGUUUUAUAAAGUAUUUGAUGGACGUUUUUCAGAUACAUUUAAAGUCUGUAACUGAGAAGUGAAAAGUGCAAAACGCAAACUCGAUUAUUCCAUUAAUGGCCAAAUAUUCUGCUUGUUGACAUUGUUAUUCUGGAUAAAAGACCCACAGGAAUUGACCUUAGGCUGCUGUGUUACGGUUUUUUGUUUGCGUGUGUAGAAUAAAAUGGAAAAUGUUGCCUAACUCUUUGGCUUCAACAUCAGCCAGAUCCCAACUGACAGCAUUUGGACAGUAAUUUGCAGACUCUCCCAGCAGGGGUCUCUCAGAGCUCCAUUACAGACUGAGCAGCCUGUCAGAAAUUCCUCCAUCAUCAUACCAGGCAGAAAUACUAUCUAUAAAUUGCUACUGACAUGUGAGCUGUUGUGUUCAAAAUCCUUAUUCAUUGUCCCUAGCACCCCCAGUUUACUUUUGUGGUGUAUCAGUUCAGCAGGCUGACACAGAAUUUAAUCGAGGGGCAAUUUAUUGACACAGUGUUUUUUGAGUUCACGAAAUUUAGGGAACAUAAGGGUUUCUGAAAAACAAAAUGGCAAUGUACCCAUAGCUGGCUCUUGUAGCACCUCAUCACAGGGGUGAUUUUAUAUCUAUAUUUUUUGCCAGGUUUCUGUCAU
Messenger RNA from Toxotes jaculatrix (banded archerfish), 3489 nucleotides. It is a transcript of the gene ldb1a, whose product is annotated as LIM domain binding 1a. Gene Ontology annotation, molecular function: LIM domain binding. Gene Ontology annotation, biological process: negative regulation of transcription by RNA polymerase II; nervous system development; positive regulation of transcription by RNA polymerase II. The record is from RefSeq and is a predicted model, not a curated record. NCBI's taxonomy places the organism in Eukaryota, Metazoa, Chordata, Actinopteri, Toxotidae. Bases 102 to 1157 code for a protein of 351 amino acids. The transcript has 11 exons. Gene Ontology annotation, cellular component: transcription regulator complex; nucleus.